Molecule: messenger RNA, 2491 nt
Organism: Carya illinoinensis
Lineage: Eukaryota; Viridiplantae; Streptophyta; Magnoliopsida; Fagales; Juglandaceae
Exons: 3
Coding region: 280-2283 (667 amino acids)
Molecular function (GO): protein binding
Source: RefSeq, a predicted model, not a curated record
CAAUGGUGACUCGUGAGAAUGUUUGCGAGACUCGGCUCCCAAACUGGCAACCCCCUCCUAAUAAAAACCUUUCCGUUAACUCAAAUAAAUAGAAAGUGGAAGGAAAGGGAAGGGAAGGAAAACAACCAGGUGACAGACACUACGACGAAACUCGAAAGCUUAUGUUAUUAUUUAACCAAAUCAAGCCAGCCCUAGCUUUUUCCUUUUUACUUUAAUGAAUAAUCUGUCCUAAAUUUGAGUAAUCGCAAUCGGAAUCAUCAACCAACCAACAUCCACCUCAUGUUGGCCAUACCACAUAACCAAACCUGGGGAUCCUGGGAGGAGCUCUUGCUAGCAUGCGCCGUCAAGCGCCAUGGUCUCACCGACUGGGACUCCGUCUCCCUGGAGCUCCAGAACAAGACCUCUCUCCCUCAACUCUUCACCACCCCUACCAACUGUCAACUCAAGUACCACGAACUCCUCCGCCGUUUCAACCCCCCUAACCACUACCUUUCCCCACCCUUACCCAACGGAACCGCCGAUGUUGAUCAUACUAUUCCCUGGCUCGACGAGUUGAGAAAAAUCCGCGUUUCCGAUCUUAAGCAAGAGGUCCAACGUUACGACGUUUCCAUCCUGUCCUUGGAGUUGAAGGUGAAAAGGUUGGAGGAAGAGCGGGAGCGGGAGCUGAGCUUCAAAGAUAAUGGAAUUAGUCGCCAAGGAAAACCAGAUCUGGAGGACGGGGAAGAGAGAUCAGAAAACGACAAAAAGGACGAACCGGGAAGAACCGGAGACGACUCGGACCGGGACAAUCGUUCCGUUAACGAGUCCAACACCACCUGUUCUAAAGAAAAAGAUGGUAAAGAAAGCGAAAGAAUGGAACAUGAAACGUUUAACACCGAUAGAGCGGAUCCGGGAUUUAGCGGUUCAAAACCAGUUGUGGAGCAUUCGGACGACGGAAGCUCGGAUACUGUUGGGAAAAACGAGUCAGAGUCCGUAGAGCCAACUCAUGAGAGGAAAGGUGGAAACUUGUCGGACUCACCGACUGACUUGGCGGCUCAGUCGAAUGGAGGGAGGACGAGGGCGAGCAGCGACGUGCAGAGCUCCGCGAGUUUGACUCGUAAGAGGAAGAGGAGGAGAAGCCAGAGAAAGGAGAUUGUAAGCGGCCAGGAGCCGUCGGAGAUCACAGCGAAAUCGCAGCCGUUGGUUAGGAUUUUGGAUAUAAUCAGAGGGCAUAAUAAUAACAGCUCAUUGUUCGAGCGCCGGCUUGAAAGCCAGGAAACGGACAAGUACAAUAAUGUGGUCAGGCAGCACGUGGAUUUGGAAACGGUAGAAAGCAGGCUCCACAAGGGCAACUAUUCCACAUGCACCCUCGCAUUCUACCGAGACCUCCUGCUCCUCUUCAACAACGCCACCCUUUUCUUUCCCAAGUCCUCCGUUGAAUCAAUCGCCGCUCACCAGCUUCGCCACCUUGUGUUGAAUGAAAUUCCAAAAUGCAGUGACUCCUUCCCAACAGAAAAUUCACCGACACCAAAUACAGCAGUAUUCCAACCUAAAGCUGAACCAGAAAGAUCCCAUUCAUUGCUGGCAAAGCCCAACGCAUCUGUUCCCAUGAUCGUUUGCCGUAAACGAAGCUCCAUUUCGGCUAAAUCAAGUUCCUCUGCCGCUACCCUUUUUCUGAAAGAGAAUCAAAUAAGCGAGGAGAAGAAGCCAGCUCUUGAUCCAAAGACACCAUCCAUUAAGCCCUCGUCGGAUGCUGCAGUGGAAGACAUGAUGAAAACAAAUGCCAAAGACAAGCCUGUAACUGGAGUCCGAAGCUUGAGAAGGAGCAACAAGAACCCAACAAACAAUACUUCUAGUAGUGCUUCCAGCAGGAGACAAAUGAGCACGAGCCCUAACUCAAAAACCAAUCUAGCCAACCAAGUCGAGACUAUUCCCAAAACUGACAAGAAGAAGAAAACGGAAGCAUUGGCGUUGGAAAAGAAAAGAAGUGCGGCGGAUUUCUUGAGAAGGAUUAAGCGGAACUAUCCUGCGGAAACGUUGAAGAGUGGUAGUAAGGAGCAGAAAACGAGGCACAUUGGGAAGGGGCAUAAAAGGAAUGAGAGGGUGCUGAGGCAAAGCAGUAAUAAGAAACAUGAUGAUGAUGAGGAAGAGGAGGAGGAGGAGAAUAGCCCAUCGAAGCGAAGUGUUGGUAGGCCACCUAAAAAACUAGCCAAGGCUAAUGCAGUUUCAGCGAAGCGCGGUAAGGACAGUGGACUAAAGGAAGUGGUGGCCUUAAAGCGGUCUAAAAAGCGUCCUAGGAGGUGAGGUAAAACUGACUACCACUUUUAGUUGCUUCUGUAUAUUCAUUUAUGUAACUCUCUAUUUUAACUAAGAAAAAGGGUUUACACUACCAAUUAGAAAGUUGUAGACCUACCUUCUGGUCUUCCCUGUAAGAUGGAACUUCUUCAUUUGCCUGUUACUCUGUACCAUUUGUGUUUCGCAAGGAAACCAUAGCCAUCCUGUACCGUGUCCA